GGACGGGAGCAGCUAGCAGGAGCCACUGACGAUGUCUGAGCUGGAGAAGGCCAUGGUGGCCCUCAUUGAUGUUUUCCAUCAGUAUUCCGGAAGGGAGGGUGACAAGCACAAGCUGAAGAAAUCGGAACUCAAGGAGCUCAUCAACAAUGAGCUCUCCCAUUUUUUAGAGGAAAUCAAAGAGCAGGAGGUCGUGGAUAAAGUCAUGGAAACUCUGGACAGUGAUGGAGACGGCGAAUGUGACUUCCAGGAAUUUAUGGCCUUCGUUGCCAUGGUUACCACCGCCUGCCACGAGUUCUUUGAACACGAGUGAGGCAGCAAGAGCAGCUACUGUGUUCAGGGGCUGUUGAGCGUCACACAAGCAGAGAGCAAGGGCUUGCAGGCUAGUAGGAGCUGAGCUUUCCAGCCAUGUUGUAGCUAAUUAGGAAGCUUGAUUUGCUUUGUCAAUGAAAAAUCGACGACCUCUUUCCCGGGGCUGAUUUCAACGGCCCCCACCAUUCUUUCUGCUCUGUUAGCUGACGGUCCGCGGGACUCUUGUA
Molecule: messenger RNA, 536 nt
Organism: Callorhinus ursinus (northern fur seal)
Lineage: Eukaryota; Metazoa; Chordata; Mammalia; Carnivora; Otariidae
Product: protein S100-B
Biological process (GO): positive regulation of canonical NF-kappaB signal transduction; positive regulation of cell population proliferation
Cellular component (GO): cytoplasm; nucleus
Molecular function (GO): RAGE receptor binding; zinc ion binding; calcium-dependent protein binding
Source: RefSeq, a predicted model, not a curated record